This is a messenger RNA of Hibiscus syriacus, 879 nucleotides long. RefSeq names its product agamous-like MADS-box protein AGL19. Gene Ontology annotation, cellular component: nucleus. Gene Ontology annotation, molecular function: protein dimerization activity; RNA polymerase II cis-regulatory region sequence-specific DNA binding; DNA-binding transcription factor activity, RNA polymerase II-specific. The transcript is spliced from 9 exons. Gene Ontology annotation, biological process: positive regulation of transcription by RNA polymerase II. The record is from RefSeq and is a predicted model, not a curated record. NCBI's taxonomy places the organism in Eukaryota, Viridiplantae, Streptophyta, Magnoliopsida, Malvales, Malvaceae. Bases 119 to 760 code for a protein of 213 amino acids.
UACUUUGUUUUUCUCUCUUUUUCGUUUAACUUUAUUCUAGGGUUUUCUCUAAUUUUGGUUCUUCUCAUCUGCAAAAUCUAGGGUUUUUGUUGUAUCUUUCAUUUCAAAAAAAGAGAAAAUGGUGAGAGGGAAAACUCAGAUGAAGAGAAUAGAGAAUGCAGCAAGCAGGCAAGUGACGUUUUCAAAGAGAAGGAAUGGACUGCUCAAAAAGGCCUUUGAGUUAUCAGUGCUUUGCGAUACUGAAGUUGCACUUAUCAUCUUCUCCACUAGAGGGAAACUGUAUGAGUUCUCUAGUUCCAGCAUGAACAAAACCAUAGAGCGGUAUCAGAAGAGAGAGAAGGAAAUUCGAAUCAAGCACAAGCUAGCACCAGACCAAAAUCUGCUGAAUGACAAUGAAGACGCUCAAAGCUUGGUAAAGAAGAUUGAAUUACUCGAAGAUUCUAAACAAAAACUAUUGGGAGAGGGAUUGGAACCAUGUUCUUUCAAUGAGCUACAACAGUUAGAAAACCAGUUGGAACGAAGCUUAUGCAGAAUAAGGGAAAGAAAGAAUCUAUUAUAUCGCGAGCAGAUUAAGAAGUUAAAGGAAGAGGAGAGACGUCUCGAGGAGGAAAAUGCAAAACUACGACAAGAGUAUGGGAUGAAACCAUUACAAUUGUCAACGAGUAUGGAAGAGGAAGGAGAGGAGACGACGGAGGUGGUGACGGAAUUGUUUAUCGGACCACCAGAGAGGAGAGGUAUAACAAAAAACCUAGUUUGCUAAAUAGUAGUUUAUUAUCUUAAUACAUUAUGAAUGGAGCUUCAAAACAUUCCAAACAAAUUGAGAAUAUGAUUUAUAUAGGAGCUAUAACUAAAUAAGGAUGGAAUUGCAAUAAAACUUGU